Molecule: messenger RNA, 2236 nt
Organism: Emericellopsis atlantica
Lineage: Eukaryota; Fungi; Ascomycota; Sordariomycetes; Hypocreales; Bionectriaceae
Exons: 3
Coding region: 222-1835 (537 amino acids)
Biological process (GO): protein folding in endoplasmic reticulum
Cellular component (GO): endoplasmic reticulum
Molecular function (GO): misfolded protein binding; protein-folding chaperone binding
Source: RefSeq, a predicted model, not a curated record
CCAACUUAGCCUUUUCCAACAGCCUGGCCUCUAUUCCUCAUCCAUGCAGUACAUUUCACAUAAUCCCACCUGGACUUCGCUCUACCGUUGUCGCCGGCGACACUGCGAACGCACGCACGCCGUCACUUGGUGAACUCCGGUGCGCCCCACGUCAACACUUGAACAGUUGUCUCCCACUUGCAUAUUCGGCCUUUGGCAUUCCAUUGCGCCGGUUCAUCACCAUGGUUCGUGGCCUUUGUACACUUGCCGUGGCUGCUAGCCUUCUGGCUACCGGCGCUGCCUUUGUCCAGCCCGAUAUCCCGGGUGAUAUGCCUGUAUCGGCACUCCUCACUACCGCGCAGAGCCGUCUGAGCAGUGGCCAAACGAACGAAGCCUUGACCUACUACGACGCUGCGAUCGCCCGCGACCCUUCCAACUACCUCACCUUCUUCAAGCGCGGUGCGACAUACCUGUCCUUAGGCAAGACGAACCAGGCGACCGACGAUUUCAACAAAGUGCUCUCGCUUCAGCCCGGUUUCGAGGGCGCGCACACACAGCUUGCGAAGAUCAAGGCCAAGUCGGCCGACUGGGCAGGCGCGCGGGCCGAGUACGCUGCUGCCAACAAAGCCGCAGACUCUCCGGAUGUUCUCGAGCUGCAAGAGGCCGAAAACGCCGCACAGUUGGCUGAGGCGGCCCUCGCCGCUUCUCAGUGGGAUGACUGUGCGACACAUGCCAGCAAUGCGAUAUUGGUCGCGGGACGUGCACCGCACCUGCGUGAAGUGCGGGCAAAGUGCCGGUUCGAGCGAGGAGAUCUGGAUGAAGCUAUGCAGGACUUGAGACACCUGCUAAACAUGCGGCCGGGCGACACGGAGCCACACAUCGUCAUCUCCGCAACGUCAUUCUAUGCGCUCGGUGAGAUGGACAAGGGCAUGGAACAGAUCAGGAAAUGUUUGCAUUCUGAUCCCGAGUCCAAGGUGUGCAAAAAGAUCUUCAACUCCGAGAAGGCUAUCAGCAAGAAGUUCAAGAAGGUCACCGGGCAAUUGGAGAGAGGACAGACCACGACCGCAGGCCGAAGCUUGGUUGGGACAGCAGAUGAAUCCGGGCUGCUUACCGAUGUCAAAGUGCAGCUAGAAGAGCUGAGAAAGGAUGGCAGCAUUCGGUCCGCUACCAAAUCUAUCCUGUACGAGAAGGUUGCUGAAAUGACUUGUCAGGCCUACUCAGAGUCCAACCACAAAGAUGUCUCUAAAUACUGCGAUGAGGUCCUUGAGUUGAACCCAGAUUCCUUCUGGGGUUUGUUACACCGAGGCAAAGCGCAGAUGAAGAAAGAGGACUACGAAGCAUCAGUGCGUACUCUUCAGGAUGCGCUCGACAAACACCCCCAGAUGCGGGACAAGAUCCAGCCGGUACUUCAAAAGGCCACCGUCGCUCUGAAGCGGAGCAAGACGAAGGACUACUACAAAGUCCUCGAGGUGCCACACGACGCGGACGAGCGACAGAUCAAGUCCGCAUAUCGCAAGGCUUCCAAGAAGUACCACCCGGACAAGGCUGUCAAGCAGGGCGUGACCAAGGAAGAGGCCGAGAAGAAGAUGACGUCGAUCAAUGAAGCAUACGAGGUUCUCAGCAACCCCGAGUUGAGGGCACGGUUUGAUGCUGGUGAUGAUCCGAAUUCACACGAGUCCGGCUCAGGUCGUAACCCAUUCGAAGGCUCGCCUUUCAACUUCGGAGGUGGCGGAUUCGGCCCAGGAGGUGGGCAACGAAAGACAAGCUUCAAGUUUAACACAGGGGGGGCGGGCAAGCAGGGCGGCGGGAAUCCCUUUGGUCAGUUUCAAUUUGACGGUCAGCAGUUUGGCUUUUGAACAUAGCGGUUUUGCGAAAUAAUACAACCUGGACAGUACUACCAUGCAUAUUGGUCAAUCUGCCGAAGCAGAGAAAUAAAGGCAACGUUGAAACAAGUCUAGAUUUUGCAGCUCAAUGAACUCCAGAUACCGUUACAUUCCCAGACUGUCCGUCAGCCGAUGAUUCAUGUUAUGAUCGCAACCGCAUUGCGACGGGUGUAUAUACAAUGAUAUCCAGGUUCAAGUCCGGCCCGGCGCGUGAUGAUGCGUCAACGGGCCUUCGGACCUCGCUAGAAAGGAGCUCGAUCGUUUGCAUGUCGUCCUCCACGAUGUCUUGCUCUGCGAUCGGCCAACACAUUCUUUGUCGAUGAUGUACAUUACGAGCUCGUGCUAUUAAGCUUGAUGAAGUAGGCCCUACACAG